AUGCAGACUACUUCCAUUGUUGAAUCCAUAGUGCAAAAUACGGAAUUAAAUGUUUUAUGGACAUUCGCUGAUACUAAAGAAUCGCAUCUUGAUAAAUUGAUUGCUCGAGUUGUGUCAGAUACAUUAAAAGAAAUGGCUGAAAUACCAAGCAGGCAGAUACCUGAAUUGCCACCAUCUCCUGGAGAAUUUAAUGCUAACCAGAUCAUGACACCUAUGGCAUCUAUCAGUAAAGGCUUCUCCACACCACCCCGACAGAUGCCUGAUUCUCAAGUGUUAAUAACAGAGACCUCUAUUCCUGUUGAAGGGAGUCCAAGGAAAUUACCCGCGUCGCUAAUCGCCAAGCACUUACUAAGCGAAAGAGAUGAAACCGCAAGCGUUAAGGUUAAUUUUUGGGAUUUUGCUGGCCAUCAGCUGUACGAGCCGAUGCACCAUUUAUUUAUGAACAGCAGAAGUUUGUAUUUUGUGGUGUUUAAUUUACAGAAGAUGUUUAAAUCGCCUCAGAAGAGUUUGUGUGGUAUACAGUAUUGGUUGAAUUCUAUUGCCAGUCACACAACAGCAGGAACUCCCAUCAUUCUUGUCGGGACACAUAAAGCACAAGUAAGUAACCUUUUCAUCUUUUUCAAAGUACUGUAUUUUCUUAUAUUGGGUCACCAAUACUCUUCUUGUAAUUUUAUUGGUUUACGAAAUAAUGAAAACUGUGCUACUCCAUGCAUAUGCGUCAUAAUUAUAUUGCCUUUGCCAAUUUAUUUCCAUACAAUUUGUUUCCAAUGAAUGAAUUUUUGGUAAGAAUUAAUUCUGGCAGUUUUAAUUUGACACUCAUAUAUACCGUCUUGAUAUAAGAAAUCUUGACAGUGCCUUCCCUUUGCUUCUCAUUGUUCCUGCUAGGUUCCAGGCUACAGCAGAAUGCUUGCCUGUUGUGAUUAA
Paramuricea clavata is the source of this 924-nucleotide messenger RNA. Lineage: Eukaryota; Metazoa; Cnidaria; Anthozoa; Malacalcyonacea; Plexauridae. The record is from the annotation of a GenBank genome assembly.